AUGGUUUCACUGUUUAAUAUUACCCUUGUUGGUCUUUUACUAAUUUUCGUCGCUAUUAUUCAAGCUACACCAGUACCUGAAACAUCGAAUGAUGUUAAUGAACAUAAAUCACCAAUAAGCAAUCAACAACUUUAUGAAUUUUAUAAAAUAAUUCGUGAAGAUCCUCGAUAUGCAAUGGUAUCAAAUAAAGAUAUUGUUGCAUAUAUCUAUCGAAAUUUAAUACUUGGAAAUGGUGAUCAAACAAAUUUCGUCAAGCCCAAAGAACAAAAACGUCCUCAACAACGACAUCAAAAAAUAGUUCAAAAUGAAUAG
Molecule: messenger RNA, 312 nt
Organism: Adineta steineri
Lineage: Eukaryota; Metazoa; Rotifera; Eurotatoria; Adinetida; Adinetidae
Source: the annotation of a GenBank genome assembly